CAUCUAACCCGCAAGAGAUCCUCUCCCUCACACACCCAAAUCCCCAAAUCUUUGAAACCUCUUAGAUUUUGAUUUCUCCAAUGGCCCUUGCUGCUCCAUCUUCUUCUUCAACUGCGGUUUCAAGUUCUGGCUUUUCUAGAUUGGUUUCCUCGGCCGAGCCUAAAGCUCCGUCAAUUGGUUUAUUUCGAGUUUCUGAGAAAUCCCAUGUUUCUUCCCGAAUUUUGAGUUUGUCUCAAAGACGGUGCUCGGUGAACUCCAUAAACGCUGAACCCCCGCGGAAGGAUUCAAUUGUUCCCCUUGCAGCAAGCACCGUUGCUCCUGAGGUUGUCGAGAAAGAAGAGGAAGAUUAUGAGAAAUUGGCAGGAGAUCUUAGUAAUGCUUCCCCUCUUGAAAUAAUAGACAAAGCCCUGGAGAAAUUCGGCAACGACAUUGCUAUUGCUUUCAGUGGUGCUGAAGAUGUAGCUUUGAUUGAGUAUGCACAUUUGACGGGUCGUCCCUUCAGGGUGUUCAGUUUGGACACUGGACGACUGAACCCAGAAACUUACAGAUUUUUCGACGAAGUUGAGAAACAUUAUGGAAUUCGCAUUGAGUACAUGUUCCCUGAUACCAUUGAGGUUCAGGCCUUAGUAAGAAACAAAGGGCUCUUCUCAUUCUAUGAGGACGGCCACCAAGAAUGCUGCCGAGUAAGGAAGGUUAGGCCCUUAAGGAGGGCCUUGAAAGGCCUCAGAGCAUGGAUCACUGGACAAAGAAAAGACCAAUCACCAGGCACAAGGUCUGAGGUACCUGUUGUUCAGGUUGAUCCAGUUUUUGAAGGAAUGGAUGGUGGAAUUGGUAGUCUAGUGAAGUGGAACCCAGUGGCUAAUGUGAAAGGCCAUGACGUUUGGAACUUUCUUAGAACCAUGAAUGUUCCUGUUAACUCAUUGCACUCACAAGGGUACAUUUCUAUUGGUUGUGAGCCAUGCACAAGGCCAGUUUUGCCAGGACAACAUGAAAGGGAAGGAAGGUGGUGGUGGGAGGAUGCCAAAGCUAAGGAAUGUGGCCUUCACAAAGGAAAUCUCAAGCAAGAACUCAAUGGGAAUGGGAAUGGCGUCGCCCAAGCAAAUGACACCGCAGAAGUUGUAGACAUUUUCAACACCCAGAACGUGGUGAGCUUGACUAGGAAUGGAAUUGAGAACUUGGCCAACUUGGAGAACCGAAAAGACCCCUGGAUUGUUGUUCUCUAUGCACCAUGGUGCCGUUUCUGUCAGGGAAUGGAAGAUUCAUAUGUUGAGUUAGCAGAGAAGUUGGCAGGGUCAGGGGUGAAGGUUGGGAAAUUCAGAGCAGAUGGAGAGCAGAAAGAAUAUGCAAAGAGUGAAUUGCAGCUGGGAAGCUUCCCAACAAUACUGUUUUUCCCAAAGCAUUCAACUCGCCCAAUAAAGUAUCCUUCUGAAAACAGAGAUGUUAACUCGUUGAUGGCGUUUGUGAAUGCCCUCCGGUGAUUGGAAAAAAAAAAACAGCAAGAAACAGAUCUUCCUUUAAAAGAUUUUGGGAAUUCAUUGGGGAAGGGUAUAAGCAAGGCAGUUUUGACUGAAGUUUUCUGCAACAAGGAAUUAUAGAUCCUAGUUCCAGUGUUGUUAGAUCUCUCGUUGGAAUAUGACCGUAGUGGCCUUUCUGUAUGUAAGCAGGCUUUGGCUGGAUUGCAAGCUACUCUUUGGCUGUAUAAAAUCCCAAAGUUCAUUCUAUAGACCAUAUUCCUCAGGAAUGGUUGCAUCAUGAUAUGUAUAGUUUGAGUGUUUUUUAAUGAUAUCAGAUUGCCAAAUGGUGUCCUGACAA
Molecule: messenger RNA, 1812 nt
Organism: Neltuma alba
Lineage: Eukaryota; Viridiplantae; Streptophyta; Magnoliopsida; Fabales; Fabaceae
Product: 5'-adenylylsulfate reductase 3, chloroplastic
Exons: 5
Coding region: 81-1478 (465 amino acids)
Molecular function (GO): phosphoadenylyl-sulfate reductase (thioredoxin) activity
Source: RefSeq, a predicted model, not a curated record